Drosophila suzukii is the source of this 1088-nucleotide messenger RNA. It is a transcript of the gene Ucp4B, whose product is annotated as Uncoupling protein 4B. Gene Ontology annotation, biological process: transmembrane transport; response to cold. The record is from RefSeq and is a predicted model, not a curated record. Lineage: Eukaryota; Metazoa; Arthropoda; Insecta; Diptera; Drosophilidae. Gene Ontology annotation, molecular function: transmembrane transporter activity.
GUAGGUUGGGGCUUGUUUUUUUUUAUUUUUUCUAAUGUACAUAAAAAACACUAAAGAUAUUUCGCUUGAAUGGGUAGAAGCGUUAAUACCGAUUUUAGGCCAGCAGAUUGGGAGAGUUCGAAAGAAGAGGAAAGACCUAAACUGGAGUACCUGGUGACCAACAAGAAGACUCCCCCCGUCGAAUUGUACCUCACAACAUUCGCCUCGGCCUGCAGCGCAGAGGUCGUGGGCUAUCCCUUCGAUGUGUGCAAGACGAGGAUGCAGAUCCAGGGUGAGAUGGUCGGCAAGACGGGCUUGGAUGCCAAGUACCGGGGUCUGCUGGCCACAGCCAUGGGAAUCGUCAGGGAGGAGGGUCUUCUGAAGCUCUACGGUGGCAUAUCCGCCAUGAUACUCCGCCACUCACUCUUCAGCGGGACCAAAAUGCUGACCUACGAUUAUAUGCGCGAUAAGAUGAUCGUGCGCGACCAGGACGGUAAGCCCCAGCUCUCGUUUAUGGGUUCCUGCAUCAGCGGUGUUGCGGCUGGGGCCACCGCCAGCAUACUCACCAAUCCCACGGAGCUGAUCAAGACCCAGAUGCAAAUGGAGGGCCAGCGGCGCCUUAGGGGCGAGCCCCCACGAAUCCACAACGUCUUCCAGGCCCUGACCUCCAUCUACCGAAGGGGUGGUGUCGUUGGACUCUGGAAGGGAACUGUGCCACACACUUGGCGCUCUGCACUUGUCAGUGUGGGCGACGUGAGCUGCUACGACUUGUGCAAGAGGUUUCUGAUUGCCGAGCUUGAUAUGGUGGAUAACCGAGAGGUCCAGUUCCUGGCCGCCAUAACCGCCGGCUUAGCGGACGCCAUUUUGAGUUUGCCAGCGGAUGUGGUGAAGUCUCGCAUUAUGAAUCAGCCAACUGACGAGAAGGGUCGCGGCAUUCAUUACAAGGGCUCCCUGCACUGCUUGAAAAGGCUGGUAAGGGAGGAAGGACUCUUGGCCAUGUACAAGGGAUUUAUUCCCUACUGGAUGCGUGUCGGACCGGCCAGCAUAGUGUUUUGGACGACCUUUGAGCAAAUUAGACGUUUCCGAGGCAAUGAAGGUUACUAGGUAAA